UCAAGAGAAAGGAGGGGGGAAACAAACAUGGCCGACGAGUUAGGGGAAGUAAACAAAACUGAAGGUGAUGGCGAAGCAAAACAAGAGCACGACGGGUCCAAACUUUUAAACACGGAAACUGACGACAAUGCCCGCGACAACAACAGUCUCCACCAUGCUGACAAGCCGGCGGUGGAGAGCAGCUGGUCGGCUCCUCUUCUGUCUCUGGCUCGCAAGGCCACUGAUACACUCAGCAGCGGGGUGAGCUACGCUUCUUCCCGGAGGAACUCCUCGCAUGGGUCCGCUGCGAGUCCCACGACGGAAAAAGAACCAGAGAGAGAGUUAAAUAGCACAGGAAAGACGCUUCCAGUGGUCCCCAUUAAAGAACCCAUGGCAAUAGAAAGAACCAAUCUUCUUAGCAUGUUGAAGCUAAGCAUCAAGGUUUUAAUCCAGUCCUCACUGAAUCUGGGUCGGACUCUGGACUCUGAGUACCCACCUUUGCAGCAGUUCUUCUUGGUCCUGGAGCAUUGCCUCAAACAUGGCCUGAAAGCAAAGAAAUCCUUCAUUGGUCAGAACAAGUCCAUUUGGGGACCUUUGGAGCUGACUGAGAAGUUGUGCCCGGAAUCUGCCAACAUAGCCACAAGCGCCAGGGACCUUCCUGGAAUCAAAACUGGUUUGGGUAGAGGGAGAGCAUGGCUGCAUUUAGCGCUCAUGGAAAAGACGAUGGCAGACUAUGUGAAAGCCUUGCUGGACCGUAAAGAUCUCCUGAGUGAAUUUUAUGACCACGGAGCUCUGAUGAUGGAGGAGGAAGGAGCAGUGAUGGGAGGUCUGCUUGUGGGUCUGAAUGUAAUUGAUGCAAACCUCUGUAUUAAAGGCGAGGACUUGGAUUCUCAGGUGGGUGUCAUUGACUUCUCCCUCUACCUGAAAGAUUCUACCAAGACUGAGACUCCAAAGAAUGAUGCCAAGAUGACCGCCAUUUUGGACCAGAAGCAUUACAUCGAGGAGUUAAAUCGUCACCUUAGUGGCACCGUCACUGACCUGCAGGCAAAGAUGGACUCUCUGGAGAAGACCAACAGCAAACUUAUAGAGGAGCUAACAGCAGCGACUGACAGAAUCAACUCUCUGCGAGAAGAACAGGAACAGCUGAGACUUGACAACGAGUCCAUUUUGCUGACCAAUCAGAAAAAGGAAGAGGCUGCUCUUCAAGACAGCCAGACCGAACUGGAGACUUACAAACAAACCCGCCAAGGCCUGGACGAGAUGUAUAAUGUUGUGUGGAAGCAGUACAAGGAGGAAAAACGCAUUCACCAGGAGUUGGCGCAUGAGCUGGAGCUGCAGUUGGGGCUGAAGCAGGAGAUGGAGGUGGCCAUGAAGCUGCUGGAGAAGGACUCUCAUGAGAAACAGGACUCACUGGUGGCCUUACGACUCCAGCUAGACCAAGUCAAGAGUCUCAACCUUCAGAUGUUCCACAAAGCACAGGACUUUGAACGAGAGGCGGCAAAGAAAAAGACACAGACGGAAGAACUGGAGCAGAAGAUGAUAGACAUGGAGAAAGCCAUGAUGGAACUGGCACAGAGGCUCAACAGCUCAGAACAGGACAGUAAAAAGAACGACCAGUUGAAUAACGACCUGAAGGAGGACCUGGAGGGAAAAGUGAAUGCUCUUCAGAAGCAGCUGAGUGACCUGGACACGUUAAGGCUGGGCUUGGAGAAGGAGCUUUUGGUUGAGAGGGAGCAGAGACAAGGCCUACAGAAAGCUCUUCAGAGGGAGCAGGACAACAGCACCGAGCUUCGAACGCAGCUGCAGCAACUAGAAGGCCUGCACUUGGAGUUACAGGAUCUGAAGCACGAGAAGCAGCAGCUGCAGCAGAUGUGCGAGCAGCAGGAGCAGGCGUUGCAGGAGAUGGGACUGCAUCUCAGCCAGUCUAAACUCAAGAUGGAGGACUUUAAGGAGGUUAACAAAGCUCUAAAGGGUCAUGCUUGGUUAAAAGACGACGAGGCAACACAAUGCAAGCAGUGUCAGAAGGAGUUCUCCAUCGCACGUAGAAAGCACCACUGCAGGAACUGUGGGGAUAUUUACUGCAACACUUGUUCCAGUAACGAGCUGGCUUUACCGUCGUAUCCUCGACCGGUGCGGGUUUGUGACAUGUGUCACGCUCUCUUGCUGCAGAGGAGUUCAUCCACAGGUUCCUGACACCAUCGCAAAACAUUUGGAUCUCACGCUGCUUAGCCACGUUUGCUUCAGAAUGACAUCCACUGUUAGGGAAAUGUCUUGAUACCUGAAAUUCAGGAACAUAUAUAGGUAGUUGGCCCUCGAGUUUUGCUGUAAUUGAAUUUUAGCAUCUAAAUGCGGUGUACACAGAACAUAAAAUACAGUACUAAAAAAAACACUACAAUAAUCCAUAACUUUAUCACGUUUAUAAUCUCAACAAACACAUCAGGAAGCUCACUUGCUGUUUUAAUUAUCGUUACCUUGGAGCCAAAGGUUAUGCAAAUUAGCAGCAAUCUUUAAACUGCAUAAAACACAGGCCUUCUCUUGGAUCAACAUAAGGCCAAGUCUUUGAUUCUGGUCUUCCAGCCAAAGCGCUACCAACGUUUUUAUGUAUUACAAUAAGACGACUACGCUGCUUAGUCGUUACUGUCGCUUUUCAGAGGAGCAGAGUGACGUUUGUGACAAUCACGCAUUUAUUUUCACUUCCGUGGUUCCACCAGAAGAGCUUGGCGUACACAAGUGAAAACCUUUAUCAUCCUUCUCAAGUGUAGCUGGACGCCAGACACACUAACUGGUUCAAACGUUACGUCACUAUAUAUAUAUAUAUAUAUGCACUAGAUAUUGGAAGCAGGCCUGUGGGAAUUCCGGUUGGGAUUGGAUGGAUUAGUUGUGAUUGUCAAAGUAAUGAGGAAUUAAUUGACUGUUUUUAAUGUCAGCUUUUCUAAUAUUCUGAUGUUAAAAGUUCCACCGAGAUUGUAUUGUGUACUUUUAUUUUAAUAUUCAUUGUAUUUGCUACCAGUUUACAAACAUCUGCUCUGUGUCUUUGCAAACUGUAAAUGAUUGUAGAAUGAUAAAAAAAAAAUGUAUAUUUUAGAAUGUAUUAUUAACAUGUGGAUUGUGAACACCUGAAAGCGCUGUUUUUCUAUAAUAGUCUGGGAAUUAGACACUUUUUAAAUGAAUGAUUAAAAUUUGCAAUGUUUCCAUGA
Molecule: messenger RNA, 3176 nt
Organism: Doryrhamphus excisus (bluestripe pipefish)
Lineage: Eukaryota; Metazoa; Chordata; Actinopteri; Syngnathiformes; Syngnathidae
Gene: rufy1
Product: RUN and FYVE domain containing 1
Biological process (GO): protein transport; regulation of endocytosis
Cellular component (GO): cytoplasm
Molecular function (GO): metal ion binding
Source: RefSeq, a predicted model, not a curated record